UCCUAACGACUGUUGUUGUUCAGCACAAUAGGUAAAGAUUAAAAUAUCAGACCCUUACCACCCCUCUCGAACAAUCACCAUCAAGCAAAAUACUCUGAUAGGUGGAACGACAACUGAUCGAUGUGGAUUAGCUUGAAGCGACAAGUUGUUCACAAACUCACAUGCACACAUAAGCGACAGAGUCAACUAUAAAUAUUCAGUCAGUUAUGGUUCUUUAUCGAGUUACAGAAAUGUGUCGCAAGUGCUUUGAACAGAAAUGGCCAUCAUCACUCUCCUACCAUGAUGACAAGUUUGAAGAAGAGACGUUAAAACAAGACAGAGAAAUCAAAGAUGUCGUGGAGGGUCUUCACCAACUAUCACUCCCGUGUCGUGAUGACAAAUUUAAAAUAAGAUCAUCAAGACAAUGUGAAGCCGAACGUGUUAUAGACGAUUGUAUGAAUGGCUUGGCUGUUGUAGGGGGUGUAGUUUUGGGAGCGGCUGCGUUGUUCGGUAUUGGGCUCGCUGUUGGUCUCGGUUCGAAAGAGUUGAGACGUCGCAGAUAUUGACUUGAAAUUUCAUUAUAUGUCAUAAAAUAAACAAUCAUUUUUAAUCCAAACUUUCUUUUGACUAAAGCUCGUUCCUAUGUCACUUAAUACUGAGUAUUUGAGAUAUCAUGAAGUUGAGAACGAAUCGUUUCGCGGAUGGUGG
This is a messenger RNA of Schistosoma haematobium, 687 nucleotides long. RefSeq lists its product as uncharacterized. Lineage: Eukaryota; Metazoa; Platyhelminthes; Trematoda; Strigeidida; Schistosomatidae. The transcript is spliced from 3 exons. The record is from RefSeq and is a predicted model, not a curated record. Bases 207 to 545 code for a protein of 112 amino acids.